UAUAAUGAUGUUGACUUAUAUUUUCUCUGUUUGCUUCCUUCUCCUCCAUCUUUAACUGGGUCUGCUCUGUUUUUUUUCCUUUCUUCCUUUCUUUUGAAGGUCCCUCUGUUUUCUUCGAUUUCACUGUUGGCUGUAACCGAGAAAAAGAAGAGGAGCCAUGGCUGCUGCUGAUCGCGUGAUCACUCGCGUCCACAGCAUCAAGGAGCGAUUCGAUGGCACACUCGCUGGCAACCGGAACGAGCUCGUCUCUUUGCUCUCCAGGAUCGAGGCAAAGGGAAAGGGGAUUCUCCAGCACCACCAGAUCAUUGCGGAAUUCGAAGCCAUCCGUGAAGAAAACCAGAAGGUUCUCCAGGAAGGCGCGUUCGCUGAGGUUCUCAGAUCCGCACAGGAAGCGAUCGUGCUGCCGCCCUGGGUUGCUCUGGCGGUGCGCCCCAGGCCGGGCGUCUGGGAGUACUUUAGGGUCAAUCUCCAUGCUCUGGUUGUUGAGGAGCUCACUGUUCCUGAGUACCUUCACUUCAAGGAAGAGCUCGUUGAUGGAACUGCUAAUGGAAAUUUCGUGCUGGAACUGGACUUCGAGCCGUUCAACGCCUCUUUCCCUCGCUCGACCCUCUCGAAAUCGAUCGGCAAUGGCGUCGAGUUCCUCAAUCGCCACUUGUCUGCCAAGCUCUUCCAUGACAAGGAGAGUAUGCACCCUCUCCUCGAGUUCCUCAAGGUUCACUGCCACAAGGGAAAGAACAUGAUGCUGAACGACAGGGUUCAGAACUUCAAUUCGCUGCAAUACGUGCUGCGGAAGGCAGAGGAGUACCUGACCACGCUACCUGUCGAGACGCCUUACUCCGAAUUCGAGCACAAGUUCCAGGACAUGGGGCUGGAGAGAGGGUGGGGCGACACUGCGGCUCGUGCGCUCGAGAUGAUCCAGCUGUUGCUGGACCUCUUGGAGGCGCCCGAUCCUUGCACGCUCGAGACAUUCCUCAGCAGGAUCCCGAUGGUGUUCAAUGUCGUCAUCAUGUCGCCCCAUGGUUACUUCGCGCAGGACAAUGUGCUUGGUUACCCUGACACCGGCGGCCAGGUUGUGUACAUAUUGGAUCAAGUUCGCGCUUUGGAAGAGGAAAUGCUGAUGCGCAUCAAGCAGCAAGGCCUUGACAUUACCCCUAGGAUUCUCAUUAUCACUCGUCUCCUUCCUGAUGCGGUUGGAACCACUUGCGGGCAGCGGAUGGAGAGAGUGUAUGGAACCCAGUACUCCGAUAUUCUUCGAAUUCCAUUCAAGACCGAGAAGGGAAUCGUUCGCAAAUGGAUCUCUCGAUUCGAAGUGUGGCCUUACCUGGAGAAGUUCACUGAGGAUGUUGCUAUUGAAAUUGGCAAGGAGUUCCAAGGGAAACCCGAUCUCAUCAUCGGAAACUAUAGCGAUGGUAACAUCGUUGCCACAUUGCUAUCCCAUAAGCUGGGCGUCACUGAGUGUACAAUUGCUCACGCUCUGGAGAAAACUAAGUACCCAGAGUCAGAUAUCUACUGGAAGAAGAUGGACGAGAAGUACCACUUCUCGUGCCAGUUCACCGCGGAUCUUAUCGCCAUGAACCAUGCCGAUUUCAUCAUCACCAGCACAUACCAGGAGAUUGCUGGAAGCAAGGACACCGUGGGACAGUACGAAAGCCACACCUCGUUCACCCUGCCGGGGCUCUACCGUGUUGUUCACGGCAUCAACGUCUUCGACCCCAAAUUCAACAUAGUCUCCCCUGGAGCCGACAUGAGCAUCUACUUCUCCUACACCGAGGAGAAGCGCAGGCUCGAGCAUUUCCACCCCGAGAUCCAGGAACUCCUCUUCAGCGACGUCGAGAACAAAGAACACUUGGGAGUGCUCAAGGACAAGAACAAGCCGAUCAUCUUCACGAUGGCGAGGCUGGACAGGGUCAAGAACCUGACCGGGCUGGUGGAGUGGUACGGCAAGAACAGCAGGCUCCGCGAGCUGGUGAACCUCGUGAUCGUGGGGGGAGACAGGAGGAAGGAGUCCAAGGAUCUCGAAGAGCAGGCCGAGAUGAAGAAGAUGUACGGCUUGAUCGAAGAGCACAAGCUGCAGGGGCAGUUCAGGUGGAUCUCCUCCCAGAUGGACAGGGUCAGGAACGGCGAGCUGUAUCGUUGUAUCGCGGACACGAGAGGGGCGUUCGUGCAGCCCGCGCUGUACGAGGCGUUCGGGCUCACGGUCGUGGAAGCCAUGACCUGUGGGCUGCCUACAUUCGCCACAAACAACGGUGGGCCGGCUGAGAUCAUCGUCCAUGGCAAGUCGGGGUUCCACAUUGAUCCGUACCACGGGGAUCAGGCUGCUGAGCUGCUGGUUAACUUCUUCGAGAAGUGCAAGACCGAUUCGAACCACUGGGACGAGAUCUCGCUGGGCGGCCUCCAGCGAAUUCAAGAGAAGUAUACUUGGCAGAUAUACUCGCAGAGGCUGCUGACACUGACUGCAGUGUACGGGUUCUGGAAGCACGUUUCGAACUUGGAUCGACAGGAGAGUCGACGAUAUAUCGAGAUGUUCUACGCUCUGAAGUACCGUAAACUGGCUGAAGCUGUGCCUCUGACGGAGGAGUAAGGUGGGAAAUGGGGGAAAAAGGAGUGGUCUUUCAUUGUGUUGUGGUGAUGACUGGUGAUGACUGAUGAUGAGUGAACAAGAACAAUGGUGUCGUCACAGUGGUUGAACAAAAGCUCUUUGUUUCUUUGGGUAUUUGUAGUCUGUCGCUGUUUUCCCGCAUUUCUUGUUUAGGUUUGGUAUUGUCGCCUGUUUCAAGGUGCAGAGAGUGAGCCCAAUGAGAAAGUUGCAUUGAAGCUGAGUUUUUUCCAUUGCUUCCUAUUUCGAGUGCUUACAAUUAUGGCUUUCUGGUAGUAUUGUUAUGUUUGGUUGGGUUUGGCCAUUUUCUUUAUGAGUGGGAGAUGGGGUCCAAAAAUUUGUGGUGAUGGAGAAAAGCAUUGGAGACAGAGUGAAGAUCACUGAAGAACUUUCACGAGAAAUCAAUUAGUUUAAUUCAAGUCUGUUUAAGUGGUCUACUAAUCUGCUAAAGGACCC
Linum tenue is the source of this 3052-nucleotide messenger RNA. NCBI's taxonomy places the organism in Eukaryota, Viridiplantae, Streptophyta, Magnoliopsida, Malpighiales, Linaceae. The record is from the annotation of a GenBank genome assembly.